Sorex araneus (European shrew) is the source of this 4027-nucleotide messenger RNA. RefSeq names its product transmembrane p24 trafficking protein 5 (gene TMED5). Gene Ontology annotation, biological process: Golgi organization; intracellular protein transport; endoplasmic reticulum to Golgi vesicle-mediated transport. The record is from RefSeq and is a predicted model, not a curated record. The coding region runs from base 288 to 980 and encodes 230 amino acids. The transcript is spliced from 4 exons. Lineage: Eukaryota; Metazoa; Chordata; Mammalia; Eulipotyphla; Soricidae. Gene Ontology annotation, cellular component: COPII-coated ER to Golgi transport vesicle; Golgi apparatus; endoplasmic reticulum.
CUGCGGCCCGUCGGGCAGGGAGGCUGCGGGAGCUCCCGCCCCGCCAAACAUCACUGAGAGGCGGCGAGUAGGGUGCGGAAAGACCCUGCCGGCCCCGCCUUCAGCGCGUAGCCCUCUGAGGCAGGCGUUUCCUCUCAGACGGAGCUCUGGCCGCCGGUGCGGCCGUCACCUCCAGCUGCUCGCGGGGUCCGUCCCCACGCCCCCACCACCACCACCACGAGGAGCCCAGAGAGGGGCUAGCGGAGCCAGGACGCCCAUUAGCCCACGCCACGUGCGCCCCGGGCGGGAUGGGCGCCGGGAUCUGGCCGCCCCGGCCGGCGCUGCUCCUGACCGCCCUGGCCGCCGCGCUGCUGCCGCCGGGGGCGACGGGCUUCGCGCCCUCCCUCGACAGCGACUUCACGUUUACCCUGCCGGCCGGCCUGAAGGAGUGUUUCUACCAGCCGAUGCCCCAGAAGGCCUCGCUGGAGAUCGAGUACCAAGUUUUAGAUGGAGCAGGAUUAGAUGUUGAUUUUCUUCUUGUCUCACCAGAAGGAAGAACUUUAGUUUUUGAACAAAGGAAAUCAGAUGGUGUGCAUACGGUGGAGACUGAAGUUGGUGACUACAUGUUUUGUUUUGAUAACACAUUCAGCACUAUUUCUGAGAAGGUGAUUUUCUUUGAAUUAAUCCUGGAUAAUAUGGGAGAACAAGAGCAAGAACAAGAGGAAUGGAAGAAAUUUAUUACUGGCACAGACAUGUUGGAUUUGAAACUGGAAGAUAUUCUGGAGUCCAUCAACAGUAUCAAAUCCAGACUGAGCAAGAGCGGUCAUAUCCAAACUCUGCUUAGAGCAUUUGAAGCCCGUGAUCGAAACAUACAAGAAAGCAACUUUGAUAGAGUCAAUUUCUGGUCUAUGGUUAAUCUAGCGGUCAUGGUGGCAGUGUCAGCUAUCCAAGUUUAUAUGUUGAAGAGUCUAUUUGAAGAUAAAAGGAAAAGUAGACCUUAAAACUUCAAAUUAACAUUGAAAAAGAAAAAAUACACCGUUACAAUCAAGAUCAUUUUUAAGAAUGUUUUCAAAACAAGUACAACUUUAAUGUAAGAAAAGUCUUCACUUUCUUCUGUGCAAAUACUUUUGCUCUACUGGUACUUAAAUAUAUAAUACUUUGUAGAGUGUAGAAAAAAAUGAAAUGAAUAACUGCUUGUCCUUAAAUUUUGGGGAAAAAUUCCAGGUGUUACAGAUGAUGUAAAUCAGUAAGAUUUGGACCUAAAAGUAAACAAUAUUUUAAAAAAGAUUUUCAUAUGCACGAGUUUCUAUAUAAAUGUGGGCAAGUUUUCAGCAUAUUAUGACUCAUCUGAGAACUAUGAAUUAAAGAAGACAAUGAACUUUUUACAUAUGCCUCUCCUAUAAUGUUAAUAGAAACAGCUGUGUAGAAUUUCAAAUUUAUCUAUUUUAAGUAUUAGGGAUAAGAGAGAUGAUCCCAGUUUGAGCACAGCCAGCACUGACCCUUGAACAAAGAGCUAGUAGACCCAAAGCACCACAUCUGGCCAAAAGAGCAAAAAAAUUAUUUUUAACUUAAAAAUAUGGUUAUUUUUUUUUUGCCAGUGAUUGUGAAAUGAUGCUUAAAGGAUCGGGGCCUAAUGUAUGAUAAACUACUUUCUGAGUUCUCAAAACUAAAUGGAAAAAACCUAACGGGCCAUGGAGAUAGCUCAAAGACUUUGCUGGCUGGCUAUGUGGCCCCCUCAAAAACAAAAAAAAAGCAGAAAAUCCAUGAGAAAUAGGUAAAUUUUAGGGUAUCUGAUCAAAAUCAAGUUCACUUAAAUGAGUAUCUGGAAUCUGACUUGAUUCAUCAUAACCCAAUUCUAAUAUAAAUCAUGAAAUUUCCAGCUAAUUAGAAACUAUACUUGGCUGUGGUUGUUUUUUUUUUUUACAUUUUUUAAUUCUCUUUUUAAAAAUAUGUAUUCAGGUACAUUUUGUAAAAUGUAAGAGUUAAGAUAUAGCACUGGCUCUGCAUAUUUAUUACAGUGUUUAUCAUAACUUUGAUUUUAUAAAAUGACCUUUCUGGUCACUGACAAAUUCGAAUAAAAAUUAAAAACUUGAGUCCCAAGUUAUACACAUACAAUGUAUAGUACAUAAAGAACCAAAGCAAGGUCACUUUCAUACAGCGUCCAGUGAAAACAAACCCUUACCUUAGACUCUCAGAAUUAAGGUUUCCAAAGGUGAGAGAGUGGACAGAAUGGGUCAUGGACAGUGAAGGGAUGCAACACUUUGGUGUUGGAUGUGAUUAACAUUAUACCCCUAGAAAUUAGAAACAUUUACAUACUUAUAAACCAAUGAAACCUCAGUAAAUAAACAGGUACCACUCUGUGUUAAUAGCUCUGUAUAGUAUCAGUCUUCUUAGCUUAUUGGUGUUUGUGGAAUUUUGCUUCAAGUAAUAGUACUUUGCUAUUAAAUCAGUUUUUAGGUUAUGCCCAUGUGUAAUACUGUCAGAUGAGUUAGAAACAAUCAGUUUACAGGGCCCAAGCAAUAGUACAGUGAGUAGGUGUUUCUCUUGCACAUGGUUGACUCAGGUUCGAUCUCUGGCAUCCCAUAUGGUCCCCUGAGCACUGUCAGGAGUGAUUUCUGAGUGCAGUGACAGAACUAAAACCUGAGCAUCACCGAGUGUGACCCAAAAAACCAAAAAAGAAAAAAAAAUUAGCUUACAAGUUUGAGUAUAGAAUACUGCUAGAAUUUUCACUAAGGAAUAUUAUCUAGAUAGAAUGAUUUCAUUUCUAUUUUAUACUCAGAAUGGUAAAAAAAAAAAAAAAAGUAUUUCCCUCCAUCUUAUGUCCUUGGGACAACAGCAGGUCAAAACUGAGGUAAACGCCAUUAUCAACAUUUUCGUUUGCAGAGAAAAUGCUUAUAAGCGUCCAGAAAGUAGUCCUUACCUGUCUAACUCAAAGAGAAGCAAACUUACAAGACUCUAAAAGCUGUACAAAUAUAAACUACUGCAUCUUUUCUAUAGACUGUGAUUAAAGUAUUCUACCUCUUAUCACUGGUUACUUCAAUUCUGUACUCUGUUAACUUACCUAACACUGAAUUUGUUGUAUCUUCUAUGUAAUAUAAUUUGUGCCACCUAAUUGAAGAGUGGUAUGACAUUUUUUGAGAAAAAUUUAGGAAUAUUAAGAACCAUUUUAUUUUUAUAAACAAAAUGGAAAGUGAGAUUAUUUAAGAAAGCAUACUACCUAUAUUAACCAAAAGUAACAUUUAAGCUAAGAAUUUAAUUAUUACAGGCAUAAUACAUGCCCAUUAUAAUUCAAUUUUCAAAUUAUACUAAAAUUAAACUCUGGAAAGCUUUUUUGGUCUAUGCUUUUUAAUAAUAUAAAUGCAAAAUACUAUCAUGUUUGAGGCCUACCUAGAGUUUCAUUUGUUAAGUAUUUCAAUUAUUGAUAUUCUUUCAUCAAUAGAGGGUAAAAUGAAAUAAAACUGAAGUGUUACAAACAAAUGUCAAUUUACAAGACAUGUUUAACCUUACUUGUUGAUGUAAACUUUGACAGUUGAGUACAUAAAAUGGUAUAUGCCUCUUUCCCCAAAUGAAAAUUCUUUAUUUGAUAUCCCAAAAUUGCUCUAGCAUGUAAGUUUUUCAUGCAGUAAACCAGUCAGUGUUGCUCAAAUUGCUUUACAGCUUAUACCAUGUUAAACAAGUGUUGAAGACUGAGAUAAUUGCAUAUAAUAAAAACUGUAAAGAAAAUUCCUUUUCUUCUAUUCAUUGUUAAUCCUGUCUAGUCCUUAAAGCUUUUGUUGAUCUCAGCUAAGCAUGUGCUCCCUUCAAUUUGAAGAUCCAUAAUUCACGGUGUAUUGUUUCACUUUGCAUUGCAGUUCUAGUUUAUAUGCAUACCUUCCCUGUGGCAUAAACUACACUGGAAAAAAAUUUCUUCAAACCCCAUCAUUUGACAAAUACUUUAUAAAGACUACUUCCCAAUCCUCAGAUGUUUUUGUGUAGUGGUAAGGUUUAUAAAGGAAUUGUUUACAUGCAGUGUCAAAUGAGAUAAUAAACCUAAUCUGAAAAAGAAAAA